UGCAGCAGAGCGCUCCUGCACACUCUCUCUCUAACGCAGACAAACUUGCACACCAUGCACCGUCGUCCUCUCCUGUCUGCGUGUUUCUUUCUUUGUGGGUGAGAUGUUGCCGAAUGUGAUUAUUUUCAUGUACAUGUUGGGGGUUCCGCUGAGGCUCUGUGCUGCUGAUCUGUGCAACUGGACCGGCAGUGGUUUUGCAGCUGCUGUGGACUCCAGGAUCGUGCUCCAGGUUCGGUUGCGCUGCACAGAGGGCUCUGUGAGGUGGGUUUACCCGGGCCAGGCUCUCCGUGUGGUCCUGGAGCCCAACCUGUCCACCGCCCGGCGCACCACCGUCUGCAUCAAACCGUCUCCCUCCUUCCGCGGAGCCAGCGUCUUCAUCGAGCGCUCCGGGGAGCUGGAGCUGCUGGUGACGGACGGCGGGAGGCCCGAGCAGCAGAGGCAGGUGUUCUGUUUCCGGGCUGAUGGUCCUCACAGGCCCGCUCUCUACCUCCAGUCCAGUCCGCAGAAGGAUGGAGCCUGGAGCAGACGCAUGAUGGGCUUCAGAUAUGAGCUGCUGGGUAACAGAAGUGCUGCAAACAACCUGGGCCUGGGCGCGCUUCACACUUCAUGCCGACCCUGCAAUGAUACUGAACUCCUCAUGGCCAUCUGUAACAGUGACUUCGUGGUCCGAGGCUCCAUCAAGAACGUCUCCCACCACUCUGAACGUCAGACCUCUUUGGUGGAGGUGUCAGCAGCCCGGGUGUACCGGCAGCGCAGUGGAGUGUUUGAGCAGGAACUGUCUGACUCGGAAUCAUCUCCAUUAGUCCCUAUUUGGCGCGGACAGAUCCACACGCGGCUGCAGUGCCACGUGAAGGCCGGGGACGGGGAGUUUCUCUUCACAGGGUCAGAACACUUUGGGGAAGCCUGGUUAGGGUGUGCCCCGCGAUACAAAGACUUCCUGUCCGUGUACCAGACCGCCUGGGCGGCACGUCGGAAUUCCUGUGACUUCCCUUUGGACUGAGGAAGUGUGGUUGUUUUAGCACCGCUGAGCACUUGUCCACAGGCUCCCUCACCCCUGUGCUGGCACCGUGGGACCCCUCUGAUGUUUGUCAUGUGGCAGCAAGGUGGCAUCAAGAAUCACCAGCAGGGACACAGCUUUUGAAACAGCGGUUAAAGAAAGAAGCUGGUUGAGGGGAGCAGAGCAGGGCAAACAGCGGGGCCUCCUGCGCUGAGGCUCAUUGAGGACCCUCCUUUGUCUCCCCCCUCCCAUCACUGCCCUCAGUCCUGGGAGACUGAGAAGGGGUUGGGUUUCUGCUCUCUCUUUGUGCUUCCCACCACAUCAACCGCCGCUCACUUUGCUGCCUCUGUGUGAGAACGACCCUUUGAACUGCGGAGGGAGGCUCAAUCAACAGUUUGUCCAAGUGAUUACGCUUGUAAAUAUAUGAUGGUGAAGUCUUUAUUCUGACUCUUUGCUCAAGUUUACACUGUGCUCUCUGCUUUGUCUAUUUAUGUCUUGUACAUUAUACAUGCCCUUUAAAUAAAAAUAUGUUGCACAAGA
This is a messenger RNA of Labrus bergylta (ballan wrasse), 1537 nucleotides long. Its product is annotated as meteorin-like protein. Gene Ontology annotation, molecular function: hormone activity. The record is from RefSeq and is a predicted model, not a curated record. Lineage: Eukaryota; Metazoa; Chordata; Actinopteri; Labriformes; Labridae.